This is a messenger RNA of Drosophila innubila, 600 nucleotides long. RefSeq lists its product as uncharacterized. Bases 39 to 437 code for a protein of 132 amino acids. The record is from RefSeq and is a predicted model, not a curated record. The transcript has 2 exons. NCBI's taxonomy places the organism in Eukaryota, Metazoa, Arthropoda, Insecta, Diptera, Drosophilidae.
CGUUGUGAAAUAACAGUUCUGGAAAAGACGAUAGAAGAAUGCGCUACUUGGGCUUAGUAUAUUUUCUGCUGCUCUCGAUGGAAGCAUGGAGUUUGGGGAAUACUGCAUGUUGUACGUUUACUUACGUGAGAUUCGGUGUUCCCCCUAAAGAGGUGGCGUGCAAAAACUACUUGGAUAGUACCCGUUUCUUCUGGACAGAUUCCUGCUACAAUUUCUUCUGUGGCAACUUAACAACACCAACUCCCUGCUGCGGAGUGGGAAAUUGCAACAUAUUCUGCUGCAACUGCGAUGGAGGCUGUAUUCCAGGCAAUGUGCAAGAGAAUCUAUUGGAUAGAUUUGGCUCCAAUAUAACUAUGAUAGCAGGAGGCCCGGAACCUGGCCAGAACAAAACAACCACAAUUGCACCAAACAGCACCACAAUUUCUCCUGUGGCCUAAGUGCAUUAAUAUUUUAUAUGAAUGUAUGUAAACGUGGUUUGAUGAUAGUUUGAUACCCUGUAUCAAAUGCUUUGUUAUGCCCACAUAAAAUCAAAUACAUGGCUUAACUAAUUAUUUACUUGUUAUUCAAAAAGCUUAACAAUAAACUGAAUAGCUUAGUGCA